AUGAUUAUUCUAAAUUUAGAUAUUUAGAAUAUUACUUAAAGAUAAAUAAUAUCAGUGAUUUGUUUUAUCUACCUAAUUGGAACAAUUUAAUAGAAUCCAUACAAAUAAAAGUCACUUCAAAAUUUAGAAGUAUUGCUUUAAGUUGUAGUUGUAAUUUCUUUAGCAUUAUAAACAAUCGUCUAUGCCUAAGAAUCUGAUAUCUAUAGUAUACUUGUAAUAAUAGUCAUCUUAUUUAUUAUUAAUCUUUACUGUUUGAUAAGAAUAAUAUUUUAAUAUUAUUAUUCAGCUAUUAACCUUAUUUUUAAAUCUAAAAGUAAAAAUAUAAAGAAGUUUUUACAUUUUUUAUUCAAAAUUAAAGUCAUUAAAUUUGAUAUUAAGAAAAAACAAUCAUCACUAUCACGAAUAAGCAAUUUAUGGAAAAUCAUUUACAAAAAUAAAUCUCAACUAAAUUUCAGAUAAUUAUAUUCUACUUAAUAACUGAGCUUGCAAACCUAGAGACUAUAGCCAGAAAUUCAAUUUGAAAUUAAUACAGAUUAAGAUAAAUUAUUAUCUAUAGCUAAGAUAAAAUGA
Tetrahymena thermophila SB210 is the source of this 570-nucleotide messenger RNA. RefSeq names its product transmembrane protein, putative. The record is from RefSeq and is a predicted model, not a curated record. The transcript is spliced from 2 exons. NCBI's taxonomy places the organism in Eukaryota, Ciliophora, Oligohymenophorea, Hymenostomatida, Tetrahymenidae.